Messenger RNA from Manis javanica (Malayan pangolin), 1819 nucleotides. It is a transcript of the gene ABI3, whose product is annotated as ABI family member 3. Gene Ontology annotation, biological process: regulation of cell migration; neuron migration. Gene Ontology annotation, molecular function: SH3 domain binding; signaling adaptor activity. Gene Ontology annotation, cellular component: SCAR complex; lamellipodium; actin-based cell projection. Lineage: Eukaryota; Metazoa; Chordata; Mammalia; Pholidota; Manidae. The record is from RefSeq and is a predicted model, not a curated record.
GACUGGGGGGCUUGUCCCCCAAAAGGGCCCCCAGCUUCCCCCUUCCUCUGGGCAGGGGACAGAGAGGGGCAGGCCCAGGGAGCAGGGACUGACUUCCUCUUGUCCCGGAAUGAGCAUGCCUGCCCUUUGCAGGCAGGUUCAGGUCUCUGGCGCAGAGGAAACCAAAAGCGGUGAGAGGGAGGGAAGGCCGGCGACCAAUCAAGGGCAGGGUGAGGCUCAAAACUAGCGGGCUCCCUGGGGAGCCCGCCAGAGGCUGCGGGCCAUGGCGGAGCUGCAGCAGCUGCAGGAGUUUGAAAUCCCCACAGGCCGGGAGGCCCUGCGGGGCAACCAUAGCGCCCUGCUGCGGGUCGCCGACUACUGUGAGGACAACUACGUGCAGGCCACAGACAAGCGGAAGGCGCUAGAGGAGACAAUGGCCUUUACCACUCAGGCACUGGCCAGUGUGGCCUACCAGGUAGGCAACCUGGCCGGGCACACACUGCGUAUGUUGGACCUGCAGGCAGCUGCCCUGCGGCAGGUGGAAGCCCGUGUGAGCACUGUGGGGCAGAUGGUGAACAUGCACAUGGAGAAGGUGGCCCGAAGGGAGAUCGGAACCUUGGCCACCGUCCAGCGGCUGCCCCCGGGCCAGAAAGUCAUUGCCCCGGAGAGCCUACCUCCCCUCACACCCUACUACCGGAGACCCCUCAACUUCUGUUGCCUGGAUGACAUUGGCCAUGGGAUCAAGGAUCUCAGCACGCAGCUGUCGCGCACCGGGACCCUGUCUCGAAAGAGCAUCAAGGCGCCUGCCCCACCUGCCUCCGCCACCCUGGGGAGACCGCCUCGCAUCCCCGAGCCGGUGCAGCUCCCCGUCGUGCCCGACGGCAAACUCUCCGCCGCCUCGUCUGCCUCUUCCCUGGCCUCGGCCGGCAGCGCAGACGGUGUCGGCGGGGUCUCGCAGACCAAGGGGCAAGCUGCACACCCAGCUCCACCCCUCCCCAGCUCCCUGGCGCCACCUGCUCCACCAGCCACUGACGCCUUCCGGCUGCCCCCUGCGCUGGAGGACCUGGCCCCGCCCCUGCCGGAGCUGCCCCCACCCCUGGACCUGCCACCUCCUCCAACCCUGGAUGCAGAUGAAUUGGAGCUGCCACCUCUGCCCCCACCAGGCUUUGGGCCAGAGGAGCCCAGCUGGGUGCCCCCUGCAUACUUAGAGAAAGUGGUGACACUGUACCCAUACACCCGCCAGAAGGACAACGAGCUCUCUUUCUCUGAGGGUACCAUCAUCUGUAUCACCCGCCGCUACUCCGAUGGCUGGUGUGAGGGUGUCAGCUCCGAGGGGACUGGAUUCUUCCCAGGGAACUAUGUGGAGCCCAGCUGCUGACCCAGGCACUGCCUGGAGUGAGCCUCUUGAGCCCCAGGCCAAGGCCAGCUCCACCAAGCUGGACUAAGCCUGCCUGCCUGUUGGACUGGGAGCUGUGUCUGCCCCUUCCUCUCACUGCAGUGGGAGGGGGUCCUGGAGAGGAGGUACACGGAAUCCUGCUAAAGACAGCAAAGAACUGGAAGCCAAGGAGUUUGAUGAUUUUGACCAAGGACGACCCCUACUCCAUGCAGGAUGGGGGCUCCAGCUGCAAAUGCCAACUUUGAAUAAAACUCUGACCUCCUGAAGAUUGGCCUGCAGGGCUAGAGGGCCAGAGAAGGAGGACUGAAAGGCAUGCCAGCGCUAAGGCUCCUGCUAAUUGAGUACCACUCUGCCUGCUCCUAGCAGCAAUCUCUCGCCCAACUUUUUGGUCCUCCUUAGAUGUUCUCUGCACUAGACCCCUAAUGCCCCUUACAACUGACUGCA